Molecule: messenger RNA, 836 nt
Organism: Megachile rotundata (alfalfa leafcutting bee)
Lineage: Eukaryota; Metazoa; Arthropoda; Insecta; Hymenoptera; Megachilidae
Gene: Chrac-16
Product: chromatin accessibility complex protein 1
Biological process (GO): chromatin remodeling; DNA-templated DNA replication
Cellular component (GO): nucleus; CHRAC
Molecular function (GO): protein heterodimerization activity
Source: RefSeq, a predicted model, not a curated record
UCUUUUUAUUCUACGCAUAUCAGAUGGCGCUGAACGAUAAUACAAAUACAUUACUGCUAUGCAGGUAGUUUACGUUUGAUUCUAGCAGAAAUCAAUUUUUGGUUAAAAUGACUGCGCAAGGAUCACCUACUAAAAUUAAAGAAUUACGCUUGCCUAUGUCAAGGGUAAAAACGAUUAUGAAAAGUUCUCCUUACGUUGAUACAAUUGGCCAAGAUGGACUGUAUUUGGUCACGAAAGCUACGGAACUAUUUAUACACUAUUUAACAGAAGAGGCACAUUUACAAAACAACAAAGGACAUUCUUUAGAUUAUAAACAUCUGGCAGAAGUGGUACAGACCAAUGAUACAUUAGAAUUUCUUAGAGAAAUAAUGCCCAGAAAAAUAACAGUCAGACAAUUUAAGGAAAUGAUGGCUGCCAAGAAUUCAAACAGCUCGUCUGAAAGUAGUUCAGAUUCAGACAGUGAUAGUGAGUCAGAUACUAAUUCCUGUUCUGAUAGUGAUGAUAGAAAAGCUGAUAGUCACUCGACAAGUAGUGAGAAAGAAAAUGGUAACUGUGAUUCAACCAGUGACAAAAGUGAAGCCAGUGAAAAAAGUGACAGUGAAGAUGAAACUAAAAGAUAGGGAAAGAGAUAUUUAUUUUCAUCUAUACUUUCAUACAGACAGGCUCUCUGAUUACCUAAGAAACAUUAUAACUCUACAGACAUUUAGUUUUAGGAGAAUGCUUAAAGUGUCUGUCAGUAUUUGAUGUCUAAAUGACAGACAGACAAUAAUUUUGAAUGCUCAACAUUAUUUUUAUAUGUAUUCAUUAAAUUAAUAGAAAACUAAAUAUGACAUUUC